CGCAUGCGCCUUGUGGGGUUCAGAAAGGAAACGUGAAGGUUAACGUCGGUUCGGUCCAUUUCCUGAACCAGAUGGAUCUGUGAGCCGCAGACCUGCUUCACCUGACCCAGAUCGAGCUGCAGGAUCCGCCAUGGCCGCUCCGUCCAGCUACGCCGUGCGCAUGGCCCGGCUGAGCUCCAGGAUCUUUGGAGAAUUCUUGCGUUCAACGGAUUCCAAAUCCAUGAAGGUGGUCCAGCUGUUUGGGCAGCCCCCCCUGGCCCAAAGGAAGGAGGUGUACGACUGGUACCCACAGCACAAGACUUACUCCAUCCUGACCAAGAAGCUGCGCUGCAUGGGUCUGUUCAGAGACGAGCACCAGGACUUCAAGGAAGAAAUGAUGCGUAUGAAGAAACUGAGAGGAAAAGGCCCCCCCAAGAAGGGAGAAGGAAAGAGGGCGAGCAAGAACAAGUGAAGAGGGAUGUUCCUCUGAGCUUCUGUCUGAGGUGCAGCUUCGUCAACCUGAGCUCCUGCUGAAGCAACAUGAACGAAUGAACGAACGAACGAACGAAUGAAUGAAUAAAUGAAUGAAUGAACGAACGAAUGAAUGAAUAAAUAAAUGAAUGAAUGAAUGAAAGCAGUGAUGAUCCAGACUCUCCUGCUGUCGACUGUUACUGAAGCUUUUACAUCAAACAGAUGUUCCUCUGCAGAAAAGUUUCAUACGGAUCAAAAUAAAAACAUUUCAAAUAAACCAGCAGC
Nematolebias whitei (Rio pearlfish) is the source of this 735-nucleotide messenger RNA. RefSeq names its product mitochondrial ribosomal protein S33 (gene mrps33). Bases 131 to 451 code for a protein of 106 amino acids. The record is from RefSeq and is a predicted model, not a curated record. Gene Ontology annotation, cellular component: mitochondrion. The transcript is spliced from 3 exons. NCBI's taxonomy places the organism in Eukaryota, Metazoa, Chordata, Actinopteri, Cyprinodontiformes, Rivulidae.